Molecule: messenger RNA, 2310 nt
Organism: Elaeis guineensis (African oil palm)
Lineage: Eukaryota; Viridiplantae; Streptophyta; Magnoliopsida; Arecales; Arecaceae
Source: RefSeq, a predicted model, not a curated record
UGAACUAGAAGGGUUUUGUGUUGAGCAAUCUCAAUGUUAGGUGAAUGCACGGUUGUGGAUAAGGUCAGCAUUAUCCUGCAGACAUACAAAUUCCCUAUAUUAACUCUUAAAUGGUAGUGGUGGAUUACAAUAAGAGAGAUAUGUUGUUUUUUUUAAUGACAGUAUUAUCUUAAUUAAGAACCAUAAUCACAGCCGCAAUGAACAAAAGUUCAUGGAAAGAACACUACGAAACCAAACACGGUAUACACAACAUGCAGCAAAGAUUUUGUGGCAGCUGAUUCGAAGCAUGACGGUAACUCAGCUCUUCAUCGUCCAAGGAUAUCAACAAUGACAGAAAAAUUGUUGGUCUAGGACGGCGCUAGAAUUAGAAGGGAAAUGACGCUAGGAGCCUCGAGGGCCACCUUAUCUACAGUUUAACAUUUUCGGUGAUUGACCCUGGCUUAAUUUUGUCCCAGAAUUAUUUUGCGAGCUCUGUGACUUUAAGAAACAUCUUAACUCGCGGAGGUUUUGACCAGCAUUGCCCGACGAUCGACAAGGUAGCAAGUUGAGCUAUAAUCAAAUCGAUCUUGUUAUCCAUAACGCCUACCGUCUUUGUCAUGAUGGACUGUUCAACCUUACCAACUCUAAAAGGACAAAUAAUAUUCCAUAAAAUGGUGGUAGCCUACUGAAUCUGUGGCGGGUAAGGUCGAAAGAUCGAGGCCCGCCAACCAGAAGCUGAUAGCUUAGCACCUUGGUGGAUCUAGACACACGGACUCAACCCACAAGUUAAUCAUUCCUCCCUAUACUAAAACUCUCAAGCCAAAGGUAGCUAAAGAUAAUGGAAUGGAAAUGCUAGUCAAGAGGAGCCGCGAGCCACUGGAUCCUCUUAUUUCCUCUUUUUAGACGAGAAACCAUGUCCGCUCCAAAUAAAUAAAUUGAAAUGAGAACGCAUGCAUGCCCUCAGAGUCAUUCAUGCACUGCUAUAAGUACUCGUGUUUUCUGUCCUUCUGAGUCGCAACUCGAUCUCACAGCGCUUCUUUUAACAAGUAUGGCUCGUACUAAGGUUGUUGCUGUUGCCUUCGUAAUUUUGCUUAGCAUUAGCCUUUCGGAGGCCGGCCGAAUCCUGACAUCUGCUGGUGGCGGUGGUGGGGGAGGCGGUGGUGGCGGAGGUGGAGGUGGCGGGGGUGGUUCGGAAGGCGGCUAUGGUUCUGGCUCUGGCUAUGGUGAAGGAGGUGGAUCUAGUGGCAGUGGUGGAGGUGGUGGUGGCGGUGGUGGUGGUGGAGGUGGUGGAGGGGGAGGUAGUGGUUCUGGUUAUGGGUCGGGAAGUGGGUACGGGUCAGGCUCCGGUUAUGGAGCUGGGGGAGCAAACGGUGGAGGAUAUGGAAGAGGCGGAGGUGGUGGAGGAGGCGGAGGUUCGGGUGGUGGGAGCGGAGGUGGCAGUGGAUCAGGGUACGGCUAUGGCAGCGGGUUUGGUUAUGGUGAGGGAGGUGGCGCCUAUGGAGGAGGGUAUGGAAGGGGUGGCGGAGGCGGUGGUGGAGGUGGCGGUGACUCCGGUGAUGGGAGUGGAAGCGGGUCGGGUUAUGGCUCCGGCAGUGGGUCUGGGUAUGGUGAGGGAAGCGGUGCCUAUGGUGGAGGGUAUGGAAGGGGUGGCGGAGGCGGUGGUGGAGGUGGCGGUGACUUCGGUGAUGGGAGUGGAAGCGGGUCGGGUUAUGGCUCCGGCAGUGGGUCUGGGUAUGGUGAGGGAAGCGGUGCCUAUGGUGGAGGGUAUGGAAGAGGUGGUGGAGGUGGUGGCGGGUCCGGCGGUGGGAAUGGGGAUGGAAGUGGGUCCGGGUACGGGUCCGGUUAUGGAUCUGGCUAUGGUGAGGGAGGCAGUAACUAUGGUGGAGGGUAUGGUAGGGGUGGCGGCGGAGGUGGUGGAGGCGGUGGUGGGAAUGGAAGUGGGAGCGGAUCGGGUUAUGGUUCCGGUAGUGGGUUUGGGUACGGCGAGGGAGGUGGCACCUACGGUGGAGAGUAUGGAAGGGGUGGCGGCGGAGGCGGAGGUGCCGGUGGCGGUUCUGGCUUUGGGUCUGGUUACGGUUCAGGGUACGGAUCUGGAUAUGGGAGCGGUGGGGCCUACGGUCACCCGUAAAUACUAGCCCUACAAUUGUAAUGGAGCCCACUUUGAAUUGGUUCCGCCCGGUGUCCCACUUGUGUCAUGGUCUGUGUCCGUGUGGCGUGCGCGUCUGGUGUUUGUUUUGAAAUAAAUAGAAAGGGGCUUCUGUUCCUAAAUAAAUGUAUGAUUAGGCAUACCAAAAUAAAGCAAUGCAAUUAGUCCUUUCUUCUCUGUCUCUA